Folsomia candida is the source of this 1305-nucleotide messenger RNA. Its product is annotated as spherulin-2A. Bases 85 to 1053 code for a protein of 322 amino acids. The transcript is spliced from 2 exons. NCBI's taxonomy places the organism in Eukaryota, Metazoa, Arthropoda, Collembola, Entomobryomorpha, Isotomidae. The record is from RefSeq and is a predicted model, not a curated record.
CAUGGAAUUUGUAUCAAACUUUAACAAGCUGCCCACAGAAUAUUACAGCAACCCUAACAAAUUUUAAACCAAAAUUGUGAAAGAAUGAACGGUUUUACUAUAAACCUCUUCCUCUCUGCGUUCUGUCUCGCAUCCUUGACUUCAACGUGUCGGGGUAAUUUUGCGGUUAGAAUUUCCCCCACGUCGUCUACCAUCAGUGGGAGUCAUCAACUGGUCAUUACCCCUGAACUCAGAAGACAAUUUGGUAUCCCUAACGAGUCCGAUUUGAAGAACGGAGUACGAAUCGAUUUCGGUAAGACCCCGAAUGACGCCUUCGUCAAAAGCCGCACCCCUUGGAAUGACCUCUACAGCACCUAUGGAUGGCAACAAGUGACCUCCCGGAUGACGGGGCAACUUGGGUCCUCGUUAACAGAGCGGGAGACCACGAGCGUCAUAGCUACAAACGACUACACGAACGAGAGCGAGCUAAACGUGACGAUCAGGGAGACCUUGUCGCACGCCAUUUUGGACUCGGUGGAAACCACUUGGAGUGGAGAAGUUGCACUAGGAGCGAGUCAUAAUUUCGACAUUGACGUCCUCUUCAUAAAAGGGUCAGCCACUUUGACCCUCAACACCAGGAUUGGGUACUCCAACAAGAAAACUCAAUCCUCAACUGUGGGAUCCAGUACGGAAGUUACACUAAUCUUAAAACCAAAGAGCUCCGUUACUGUCGAGAUUGUCUCAAAGAUAGGUGAAGGUGAGGCUAGGAUGAGAUACAACGCCAGGUUGGAGGGUUACGUGGCAACAAAUUACAAUCCAAAGUACAAGAAUCAUCAUUUCUGGGGAAUUCCGGUAACCAGCGUGCUUCGCGCACUAGGAAAACCCAACCCAACCAUUGUCACGCAAACGAUUAAGAGUUCAGUCUACUUUACUAAAUCAGUUGUCGUUAGGGAUCGUAGAUCCAGGGCAGUUUUACGUGAGUUUGACGUCAACAAUCGGGACCAAGUCGAAAUUUAUGAAAUGGAGGAUGGCAGUUUUUACGUGGAAGAUGAUCAAGUUAUUGGUGUGAACUAGGCAAGGGAAUUAGGAAUGGGACGCAACUGUACAUUGACCUAUAUCAAAGUAUUUAAUUAUUUCAAUAAAUAUCUAUGAACACAACAAUUGUAACCAAUUUUAUAGACAUUUACGUAUUCCUUGAAUUGUCGGUAGAAUAAUAAUGCUAGUUUUUCUAAUGUAAUAUUCAGAUCUUGAUUGGACUAACUUUUUCACCAUCAAAAAUGUGCGAAAACGUAUUUUUUGCUCUAAUUAAAGCGGAAGGCGGGAUCU